UUAGUUUAAUAUUUAAUUCCUACCCCAUAUCCAUUUACGAACAAAAUUCCACCCUUGUUUCAACUUUUUAUUUGCUUCUAUGUAUUGAACUUGACAAACAUAGACAGAUCCAAGUGUGUGUGUAAAGCCAAAAAAUAUGAUGGGUGUUGAUGAGGAGAAAUCUGAAGGUGAAGGGAAAGUUUGGAGUCUUUGUACGAUGCCAAAGUUAUGGCAGAUGAGUAGUGGCAAUGGGAAUGGCUCAUCUUCAUCUUCAUCAUCAUCAAUGGGGAACAACAAUGUUUACCAGCAAACCCCAAGUAGUGAAAGAUCAGCUGUGACUUCUUCAAAUGCAUUUUUCUCUAUGGCCAAAUCUUUGCUUCCUGCUCGAAGAAGACUUAGGCUUGAUCCUUCCAACAAGUUAUAUUUUCCUUAUGAACCAGGUAAACAGGUCAGGAGUGCCAUUGACAUUAAGAACACUAGCAAGUCCCAUGUAGCAUUCAAGUUCCAAACAACUGCACCAAAGAGUUGUUACAUGCGACCUCCGGAAGGUAUACUUGGUCCCGGAGAAAGCCUUAUCGCAACCGUAUUCAAGUUUGUGGAACCACCGGAGAACAAUGAGAAACCAAUGGAAAAAAAGAGCAGGGUUAAGUUCAAGAUCAUGAGCUUAAAAGUGAAAGGAGAAACAGAUUAUGUCCCAGAACUGUUUGAGGAGCAAAAGGAUGAGGUCACAGUUGAGCAGAUAUUACUUGUAGUUUUUCUAGACCCAGAACGUUCUUGUCCUGCACUGGAAAAACUAAAACGUCAACUGGCGGAGGCAGAAGCAGCACUGGAAUCGCGGAAAAAGCCACAAGAAGAGACGGGACCGCGUAUCGUAGGGGAAGGACUGGUUAUAGAUGAAUGGAAAGAACGGAGGGAAAGAUACCUAGCUAAGCAGCAGGUUGAAGGUGUUGCUCCUACUUAGCAAUUACCAACUCCAUUCAAUCUUUUCCAUUGCUUUCUGUUUGUGUUGUCAUAUGUGGUAAAUUUGAGCUGAAUUCCAUUUGUUCAACGACUGUCAUGUCCCCCAAUUUAUUGUAGAUAAUGGGGUAUAUAAGUAACAAAUUUGUGGAAUUUGGAAGAACCAUGUCACGUUCAUUAUGGUUUUCCUUUAAUUUUUUUGUUAAAGUGCACUCAUAAACUUUGCUACUUCAGAUUUUCAAAGAGUUGUAUAAUUCAUAAAA
This is a messenger RNA of Gossypium raimondii (Peruvian cotton), 1199 nucleotides long. Its product is annotated as vesicle-associated protein 4-2. The coding region runs from base 137 to 940 and encodes 267 amino acids. The transcript has 6 exons. Gene Ontology annotation, cellular component: plasma membrane; endoplasmic reticulum membrane. The record is from RefSeq and is a predicted model, not a curated record. Gene Ontology annotation, biological process: endoplasmic reticulum membrane organization. NCBI's taxonomy places the organism in Eukaryota, Viridiplantae, Streptophyta, Magnoliopsida, Malvales, Malvaceae.